Ruditapes philippinarum (Manila clam) is the source of this 628-nucleotide messenger RNA. Its product is annotated as coagulation factor XII-like. Bases 35 to 523 code for a protein of 162 amino acids. NCBI's taxonomy places the organism in Eukaryota, Metazoa, Mollusca, Bivalvia, Venerida, Veneridae. The record is from RefSeq and is a predicted model, not a curated record. Gene Ontology annotation, molecular function: calcium ion binding. The transcript has 3 exons.
UUAUGAAAUAACAUCCGCAACAAAUGGCUACUGGAUGGGUAAUAUUAACACCAUUGGUGGACGUAAAAAGUUCACGUGUAACCACAACAACGAUAUCAAAUAUUCUGCAUGUCUUGAGAAUGGACACUGGAGUGAAACUGUUAAUUGUAACGAAGAUAAAUGCUCACCGAACCCAUGUGAAAAUGGUGGAACUUGUGACAACCAAGAAGAUGGGUAUUAUUGUACAUGCACAGAUGGAUAUGAGGGUUUAAUGUGUGCUGAUGUUACUGUAGCUGAUCAUUGUUACGUCAACACUAUUUGGAAUUAUUCGGGGAAGAAAAAUGUUACGCGUUCGGGGUUACCAUGCGACAGAUGGGACGAGCAUACUGGCGAAUGGAAUAUAGACCCACAAUAUAUCCAUGAGUCAUCGUUAACGGAGGCAGAGAAUUACUGUCGUAGUCCAACGCCAACACUGUCGUGGGGACUUUGGUGUGUCUUACCUGGAUAUUUACAAUGGGCGUUUUGUGAUAUUCCACAAUGUUAAAAUAUGUCAAAACCAUAGAUUGGUUAAUAACCUUUGUAAUAUAACAUUUGAAGCGCAUUUAUAUGUAUAAACUUCUAAUUUACCUUAUUGAUAAUGUAAUGAACU